AUGACUGAGAAGGGGUAUAGGAUCAGAGCGGGGAUCAUUAAGGAGCAGUGGGAGAAGUCUGAAUUUCCCAUUCUUUGUGAGGUGUGUUUAGGAGAGAAUCCAUAUGUUAGGAUGACUAAGAAGGAAUUUGAUAAGGAAUGCAAGAUCUGAAUAAAGCCUUUCACUGUCUUUAGGUGGAGACCUGGACAUAAAGCAAGGUUUAAGAAGACGGAGAUAUGACAGACUUGUGCAAGGUCAAAGAAUGUGUGUCAGACUUGUAUUUUUGAUUUGGAGUAUGGCCUCCCUGUGGCUGUUAGAGAUAAGUUUCUGAAGGAUUGUGAAGCAGCAGGGAUCCCUCAGAGUGAGAUCAGAGGAAGUAGUGAUCCUGAGAUUAAGGAAAAGCUUGCCCUUUUGUCAAAGAAAUAUCCAAGUUAUAAGAGAAAUCAACCCCAUAUCUGCUCUUUCUUUGUUAAAGGAAAUUGUGAAAGAGGAGCUAACUGCCCUUAUAGGCAUGAAAUGCCAGAAGAAGAGGAACAAAAGCUUGAUGAGAAUGGGAAGAAAAUUAAGAAUUUGUCUGUCGAACAGAGUAUCAGAGAUAGAUUUAAUGGGGUUAAUGACUCUUUGGCAAAUAAAAUUCUUACUAAAAUGAAGAAGCAUGAGAAGCCAACCCCUCCCGAGGAUAAGAAUAUCACUACUCUAAUGAUUAGAGGUGUUGAAGAAGGUUUAAAUGAGGCAGACAUCACCGAAUUCUUUAAAAGAUAUGGCAAGAUUCAAGCUAUUAGGAUAAGACUGUCUAAAAACCUUGCAUUUGUAUGUUUUGAAAGCCGCUCAGGAGCAGAGCUAGCAAUGGAUCAUCUCUGGAGCAAAUUGUACAUCAAAGAGAGGUUGUUGAAGCUAUUCUGGGCUCACUACCAGCUUGACCCAAGCAAGAUUAGGAAGAGAACUAGAGACCUUGUUGACCCAAAGACUGGAGAACCAACUAAGAAAAUCAAAAUUGAAGCUGAUAAAGGAGGCUACUUCCCAUCAAUGGACCCAUCGAACUAUGGAGGCUCAAUGAAGAAGAGAGAAGCUAAAUUAGAGAGGAAGGAAAAGGACGUCUAAUUGACUAUAAUUUAUGUAAAACAAUAGAAUCACAACACCUUGAUUCUUUACAGUAUCUCACUCUAAACUUUCUAUUCCAUCAAUUCUUAUCCAUCUGCUGUAAUUUUCCACUAAACCUGCAUCAAACCAGAGUCUAAGCUACAUUCUUCCUCAUCUCUGAUCCAAAUACUC
Molecule: messenger RNA, 1251 nt
Organism: Moneuplotes crassus
Lineage: Eukaryota; Ciliophora; Spirotrichea; Euplotida; Euplotidae
Source: the annotation of a GenBank genome assembly